Molecule: messenger RNA, 1539 nt
Organism: Seminavis robusta
Lineage: Eukaryota; Bacillariophyta; Bacillariophyceae; Naviculales; Naviculaceae
Source: the annotation of a GenBank genome assembly
AUGCAAGAGGAAGUGAAAGUACCUGUGGCACCGGAAGCCGCUCCAAAGCUGAACGUCUCUCGUCGCUUGUCCAGCAAGUCCAGCUUCAAAGGAGCCAACAGUCCCAUCCCGAGCCUUCGUCACGUUCUUGAGGAGGAGGGAGAAGAUGAUCUCCACGACGAACAUGCCAAGAGCGACGCCCGCAGUGAGUUUGAGUACUCAAUGAGAGAUAGUCUGAGGUUCCUCAAGAGCAUUGAGAUCCAGGAAAAGGAGGAAUUGGUGAGUUUGCUGUGGGCAUCGAUUGGCGGGAGCACCGGAUUCGACGAUGAUUCGGUCUUGAGCACUGCUUUGUCCAUUGCGUCUGCAGCUGCCGCCGGUUCGACCAGUGGGGCCGAAGACGGCUCAGGUUGUGCCAACAACAACAACAAGUCAGUCUUCCCUCCAGCUGCACUUAACAAGAACCAAGACUCUGGCACUUGUUUUCAUCAUGGACUUGAUAAGGAUGAACUCAUCCUCAUGGUUUCUACCUUGAUGAAGCAAGAAUCCUUUACGGAGUUGCUCUAUGAUAAGAAGUCGGCCAAGCGAAGGCCCUCUACAGGCGCUUGCAGUCACUGCACCUAUGGAAGCCAAGCUAACAAGAGCCGAGCUUCCAACGUCAUGCCAUCACUAUCGGAAUGCAGCAGCAUGCCCGAAACUCUCAGCACCGGCAACCCACAAACGACUUACACCGGCGGGUCGUGCACUGCCGCGUCUAGCUUGCCGAAAGACACCACGCCGGUGGCUUGCAUCAACAAGAACCAGCUCUUUGCCUUCCGCAAGGAAAUGCAACGUAAUUGUUCCGACCGAGUUCCUCAACCACCCUCUCGGAGAAGAGCAGCGGAGAGUGUGUCGUUCUUGGAGGAAGAGGACGAGGAAAAAGACAAGUUGCGAAAGAAACUGCAACGAGCCUGUGCCGACCGAGUUCCUCUACGCCCUAGGCGCCGAAGAGCCUCGUAUGCAGACUGCGAGCAAGACAACCAAAGCAGGGGCACCAGCACCGCCAUUUGGAUCAAUUCUCCAAGUAUCCCACGUACGCCUCGCAUACCAGAGAUGCGAUCUUGUGCCGACAGUCUCCCUCAUCAGCCUCCUCUGCGGGCAACGCUUCGUUGCGACGCCGAGCCGCUACACUUUUCGAAAGCCUUUACAGAUGACGAAGACGAUGUAGACUUUCCCGAGCCAGUAGCUCGUUCCAAAAAGCCAAAGGCGUGUCCCGUUUCGAGAUUCUUUGUCCGCCUGUGGAAGCUCUCCAAGAAGGCCGUGUUUGUUGUUGUCAAGCCCAAACCACAAAAACAAAGCGAGUUGCACAGCAAACUACAAGAUUCGGUUCCAACCAUUGCUUCUCAGACCUGCUAUGAUGAGUCUUCAUCACAUCCAUUAUGCACCUCCUUCGUUCGUGACCAACAAUCAUUGCGUGGUGUUAUCCAACCGCAGGAGAAGAAAAAAGUGGGCAAGCUUGUGUUUGAUGACAGUUCCACAGUUGGUGGCAACAGCUGUGCUGCUGGUACCAUGGUUUCCUGCUAA